AUGGCAUCGACCUUCGCCUUUGGCUUUGGAGGUGACGAUAUAGAAGACUUGGAAGGUGUCUCUGAUACGGAUCAAAAGGCACCAAGUGUGCAAGAAAAUAAAAAUGAUUUGAUAUUUGACAAAGCAGAGAUGCUUAGGCUUGAGGAUAUGCUCGCUUCUCUCCCGUCUCAACUGGAGUUUAAUAUGCAGCUAAUAGGUUCAGAAUCAGAGGAUCCGUUUCUAGUUGCUCGCCGAGAACUAAUGGAUAUCCGUGUUCAACUAAUGGCUGAACGGGACAUGCUGAACGAGGGCGAAGAUUUACUGGUUGGUUUACAGAAAGACGACAUUAAACCUACUGUAUAUGAAGGAGGUUUCAAAACAUGGGAAUGUGCUUUGGAUUUGGCAGCUGUCGCAUCUCACAGCCAAGAAGGGUUUACAUACCUAGAUAACGGGGAUGAUAUUACUAUCAUAGAGCUUGGAGCUGGCACUGCCAUCCCUUCUCUAUCGUUAUUUCGAUGCUUCUUAAAGCGUGGAGAGGCGAGACGCCGCAAAGUGCGCUUUGUACUUGCUGAUUAUAAUGCUACAGUCCUGAAGUUAGCUACGUUACCGAACUUACUACUGACUUGGUAUAUAACUCGGCGGAGCUCAACAGAAGGAAACAAUAGUAUGCAGACUGAUCCUGUUGUCGAUCGUCUGCUAGAACUUGAUCAAAGCCUUCUAGAAAGCUUUGUUCAGGAUUUAUCGGAUCAUAAUAUCACACUUUCAUUUAUAUCAGGGGGUUGGUCCCCUGAGUUUGUCGACUUGUGUCUGGGCAAGCAGGAGAAUAUGGAAGACAUGACGAUGAGUGACCACCAACAGACUACAAUGGGGCACAGGACACUUAUCCUGGCGAGCGAAACUAUAUACUCUCCGCCUUCAUUACUCCCGUUCACAGAAACACUGGUGUCACUGAUGCGUAAAGCGCUUUCGGGCGAAGGAUCAAGCAUUGCUCAAGAUCAUCCUCCCGUCCGAGCGUUAAUAUCAGCGAAGAAAGUAUACUUCGGGGUUGGAGGAGGGGUUAGUGAGUUCCUAAGCACUCUCAGGGACGUCGGAGGCAAUGAUGAAUUCAAGGCAUUAACCAAGCUAACGAUCUCCGAUGCUGGAGUAAUGAGGACGGUCCUGGAGAUCCUCCCUGGGUAA
Trichophyton benhamiae CBS 112371 is the source of this 1158-nucleotide messenger RNA. RefSeq lists its product as uncharacterized. The transcript has 3 exons. Lineage: Eukaryota; Fungi; Ascomycota; Eurotiomycetes; Onygenales; Arthrodermataceae. Gene Ontology annotation, biological process: peptidyl-histidine methylation, to form tele-methylhistidine. Gene Ontology annotation, molecular function: protein-L-histidine N-tele-methyltransferase activity. Bases 1 to 1158 code for a protein of 385 amino acids. The record is from RefSeq and is a predicted model, not a curated record.